Messenger RNA from Bradysia coprophila, 979 nucleotides. RefSeq lists its product as uncharacterized. Lineage: Eukaryota; Metazoa; Arthropoda; Insecta; Diptera; Sciaridae. The record is from RefSeq and is a predicted model, not a curated record.
CGUUUUGACCGUUUACUUUCUUCAAAUCAAUUUUAAACGCAAUGCAACGAUAGAGUUUAAAUAAAAAAACACAAAUUGAAAUUCGAAGUACUGCAGAUGCGUGGAAAAUAUGGAAUCAAUAGGUACUCCAAUCAAAACGAAGACCGAAGUUAUUCCAUUCUUCCCAUCGAAUCUACAUGAAAAGCAGGGAAAAGUAUCGGUUUGGUGGUUUGAACGAAACUUUUCUCAAUCGUUUUAUGGAACCUUUGCGUCACGACAGUGCAAUUCCUGUAUGCUGAUUAUGCUGUUGGUCGCAUCCAGAAUUCGGAUAUACAAUAUUAAGAUGAAGGCUGUUCAGGAUCAGCUACCAUUUGAUUUAAUUUCGGUGUUUGCCGAGUCCAUUUUAGACGGAAAUAAGAUUUACUGCACUAUGAGUAACGCAAAGAAGUUACGGGAUAUUAAUUUCAGUGUACCGGAUGCUAUAUGUGCCGUUGGAAAGUACUUAAGGGGCUUAAACGAAUGGUUUUACGCUUCGAUUCAAGUUUUGAAUUUCGAUGAUGGAAUCAGAGAAAGCAUUUUUUCUGGACUGACUGAAGGAUACAACCGAUGGAAAGGAUGUACUGCAACUACAAAAACUGAAAAUUAUCUGUUCGCGUUAUUGAUUGCUUCAAAACGAUCGGUACUGUUCGUAUUCGAAGAAAAAUCGUCGACGGUGACCGUCCUUGACUCGCAUGAACAUCUGGGUGUCUACGGAAGCAUUGUUGUACAAACGGAUAUAAAGAAUUUGCUCGGCUUAUGCCAAUCUAUCGAAAGAAUGUUUGUGGAUGUUUCUGAAUCGUGUCCCUAUCGAAUGGAGCUAUCAUUUCUUGAAUGCAAUGAAGAGAAUCCACUGGUUUACAUCAGAAAAUUUAUACCAUUUGCAUCGUCGAUUGCUUAUUAAGAUACUGCAUCCGUAGUACAUUGUCCAUAGAAAAUAUAUUCGAAAAAAUAGAAAUAAUAG